This is a messenger RNA of Sphenostylis stenocarpa, 1332 nucleotides long. The record is from the annotation of a GenBank genome assembly. NCBI's taxonomy places the organism in Eukaryota, Viridiplantae, Streptophyta, Magnoliopsida, Fabales, Fabaceae.
AUGGCGAAGAGGGAGCGAGUGAGAGGAGUGUCGGCGUCGGAGUUGAAGGAGAGGUUGAGGGAAUUGGUGAAGGCUAUUGUGGACUCCGACGACUACACGGUGGAAGCCGCGGACGAAGCUAUCGCCACCCUUUCGGCUCUCAAACAUUUGAAGUCUCCAAACUCUUUGGACGACUUUCGCCUUCCUCCCGAAUUUCGAUGCCCCAUUUCAACCCAAUUGAUGACUGAUCCCGUUAUCUUAUCCACCGGUCAGACUUAUGAUAGGCCAUUCAUUCAGAGGUGGUUGAAUGAAGGCCACAGAACGUGCCCGCAGACCCAGCAGGUUCUGUCUCACUCAAUUCUAACUCCUAAUUACUUGGUCCGAGACAUGAUUGUGCAGUGGUGUAGGGACCGUGGAAUUGAGCUUCCUAAGCCUGUUAAGGACAUUGAUGAAGUGGUUACUAAUGCGGAUAGGAACCAUUUGAAUUCGUUGCUUCGCAAGUUGUCGUUGUCUGUUUCUGAUCAGAAACAAGCUGCCAAGGAGCUUCGCCUUUUGACAAAGCGAAUGCCUUCGAUUCGAGUCCUUGCUGGGGAGUCCAGUGAUGUGAUUCCCCAGUUGCUGAGUCCGUUAUCAUCGCCUGGCACGGCUUCUACUGACCCUGAUCUCCAUGAGGACUUGAUCACCACGGUUCUCAAUCUCUCUAUCCACGAUGAUAACAAGAAGGCCUUUGCAGAGGAUCCUGCAGUGAUUUCUCUGCUUAUUGAUGCCUUGAAAAGUGGAACAAUUCAAACCAGGAGCAAUGCUGCCGCUGCUAUUUUCACAUUGUCCGCGCUUGAUUCCAACAAACACAUCAUUGGAAAAUCCGGGGCAAUCAAGCAUUUGCUCGAGCUUUUGGAUGACGGACAGCCAUUGGCCAUGAAAGAUGCUGCUUCGGCCAUAUUUAAUCUUUGUCUUGCGCAUGAGAAUAAAGGGAGGACCGUGCGGGAUGGAGCCGUUCGGGUUAUUCUGAAUAAGAUGAUGGAACACAUUCUAGUUGAUGAGUUGUUGGCUAUAUUGGCACUCCUAUCUAGUCAUCCCAAAGCUAUUGAAGAAAUGGGUGAUCUAGAUGCUGUUCCUUUAUUAUUGGGGAUUAUUAAGGAAAGUACAUCGGAGAGGAGCAAGGAAAAUUGUGUUGCAAUUCUGUAUACCAUUUGUUUUAGUGAUAGAACAAAGUUAAAGGAAAUUAGAGAAGAAGAAAAAAACAAUGGUACGCUAUCAAAGCUUGCACAAUGUGGAACUUCGAGGGCUAAAAGGAAGGCUAACGGUAUUCUUGAGAGGCUUAAUAGAUCCCCCUCCUUAACACACACUGCUUAG